AUCAGUUAAAAUGUCAAGUAACGGUGGCCCAAGAACCACCAAUAACUUGUCUUUGGGGCACUACAUACAAACUGCACUAACUAACUAAACCACUUUAUCUGAAGUUGGUUGUCUCUAUUCAUUUCUUGAUCUUGUGUGUAAAAACUCUCUGAAAACCCUUCCUCUCUCUUCUCUCUUCUCUCUUCUCUCUCUAUUCCCAUUCUUGGAAAGAAGCAACUAUGGCGAAUCAAGAAAGAAAUACAGAGGCCACCGAUGAUGCAAUAAUGUCAUCUUCUUCGGACUACAAUCUCUAUCUCCCCAUGGACAUCAUCGUCGACAUUCUUCAUCGUCUCCCUGUCAAAUCUCUCCUUCGAUUCAGGUGCGUAUGCAAAACCUUCCGCCACCUCAUCUCAAACCCUACCUUCAUCUACUCCCACCUCCUCCACCACCGCACCACCACCGCCACCAUUUUCACCUUCAAACACCGCACCACCACCUCCCUCUCUGUGUUACAAUCACUCUCAUCGUCUCAAAACCCUAGCAAUCUGGUCCACCCCUUUCCCAACCACACUCGCGACCUACACCUAAUCGGCUCCAUCAAUGGCCUCCUCUGUCUCUGUCUCUCUCUCUCGAACCAUCCACACCAUGGCCAGCGGCGCAUCAUCCUCCUCUGGAACCCCGCUACCAAACUCUUCAAAUCUCUCCCCCCUCCCACCAUCCCAAUUCCUCUUAGGCUUUUCCUUUUCGACCACAACUUUGACGACUCUCUCGGCUUCGGAUUCCAAUUCCAUUCUACUUCGGCCAGCGACUACAAGAUCGUCAGGAUAAUUUCUUUUCGCGCAGUACCGUCCCGAGUCGAGGUCUACUCUGCAAUUUCUGAUUGUUGGAGAGAGAUUCAGGUGAUGGAUUUGCGCUUUUAUAUCCAUAAAUUGUCUUGUGAGAUGAUUGUCAAUGGAGCUCCCUAUUGGUUGCUGUCAACUCCUUCAAAUCGUUGUCUUUGCUUCACAUUUUUUGAUGUUCAAAAUGAGGCUUUUGUCAUGUUGCCGGGGUUUGAUUUUUCUGGGUUCUACAUCGGGACUCUUGUCCACUGGAAACUAAUGGAUUGGAAAGAUAAUGCUGCUGUGGUUGUGUGUUGUCCUGGCAACCCAUUUUUUGAUGUGUGGAUGAUAGAGGAUCGUUGUGGCGGUGAGAGCAAUUGGUGUAAGAAAUUUGUGAUUGGACCGGUUUUCGGUGUUGAAAUGCACGAAGAAUGGUGAGAUUGUCGUCGCAGAUGCAUGGGAAAGGAUAUUCUUGUACAACCCCCGAAAUGGAGAGACUAAAGAUAUUCCAAUUCAUGGAGUUCAGUUCGAAGCUUUUCACUAUGUAGAGAGUUUGGUUUCCAUCGAAGGAUUCAGACAACAAGAACUGAACAAUCAGCACUGAUGUUCUACAAAGGUCAAUUCAUCACUCAAUCAGAUAAAUAACUCGAGCAUUUGUUUAUGCUACUUACUGCAAUGCAUUUGGUUUAUGGAAGGCUAUUGUCCUUUACAGUUUACAUAGCAUUGGAAAUUAGUUUUUUUGUGCUUUUGGUAGCAUAUGAAUGACACAGAUAAUUGUAAUUGGUUUUCAAUUUAUCAUAAUU
Camellia sinensis is the source of this 1600-nucleotide messenger RNA. The record is from RefSeq and is a predicted model, not a curated record. Lineage: Eukaryota; Viridiplantae; Streptophyta; Magnoliopsida; Ericales; Theaceae.